Messenger RNA from Salvia miltiorrhiza (redroot sage), 1608 nucleotides. RefSeq lists its product as uncharacterized. Gene Ontology annotation, molecular function: zinc ion binding. NCBI's taxonomy places the organism in Eukaryota, Viridiplantae, Streptophyta, Magnoliopsida, Lamiales, Lamiaceae. The transcript has 5 exons. The record is from RefSeq and is a predicted model, not a curated record. The coding region runs from base 1 to 1608 and encodes 535 amino acids.
AUGGAACAAGCUGUGACGGAUCUUGGUUUUGUGCAUUUAUUAAAUGCUCAAAAUAUUGCAUCGCAAUUGUAUGCAAAUGUGAUGCCUCAUGUUGCUCACAAUGUCAAUGUGGCACAAGGUUAUAUUCUGAGUGACAUUGUGAAUAUAGAGCCGGAGGAUGAAAGGAGUAAUGUAUUGAUUUAUGACAAUGAUGAUGUUGCUGAAGAUGAUGUUGCGGACGAUGUGGAUACUGAUUAUCAUGUCAGGGACGAUGUGGAUACUGAUUAUGAUGAUGGGGACGAUGUGGAUAGUCUUGAUGAAGACAAUGAUUAUGUUGUUGAAGACGUUGUUCAUCCUAUGUCUAAUAGACAUACUGUGCAACCAUUAGAGAGUGGAACUGACCUAUACAGACGGGAGGCACUGAGUUCAGGUUGUACAUAUGCUGAUAAAGAGAAGUUGCAGAUUUCUUUGGGUUUAUAUCAUUUGCAAAAUCGUAUUGAUUAUGUUGUGGAACGUUCAAAUAAGACACGAUUUUCAGUUGUCUACAUGAAUAAAGAAAAAUAUGCAUUCCUUAUGCGUGCUACAUCAGUUGAGACAGGUUCUGUUUGGAGAGUUUCAAAAUGGAACGCUCCACACACUUGUGAGAUGGACUUGAGAAAUCAUGGGCGAAGGACUGUUGGUGCAAAAGUGAUAGAUGCAUUUUUUGCACCUACUUUGUUGAAUGAAUGGGCAAUUCUGAGGCCAAAUGAGAUGUUAGCUCAACUUCAGAGGCAGUUUGGAAUUCAAGUUGAUUAUAAAUCAGCUUUGAUGGGGAGAAAUUAUGUUGUUAGUAUGAUCUAUGGAGACAAAGACAAGUCACUUCAACAGUUGUCAUCAUAUUUGUUCAUGACUGAUAGUUCUAAUUGCUUUCAGUAUGUUUUUAUGGCUCUUUCUGCUUCAAUUGGUGGUUUUCUAGCAUCGGGUCGUCCUGUGAUUGUUGUUGAUGGUACACAUUUGAAAUGGAAGUACAAGGGCAUUAUGUUUGUGGCUACUACAAAAGAUGGUAAUGAGCAAAUAUUUCCCUUGGCUGUUGAUCAACAUCGUAGCAUUAAGAAUGCUAUUGAGGUCGUUUCUCCUGGUAUUCCUCACGGACUUUGCACGAGUCCGGAGUUUGAUAUUCAUUUCUCCAAUUUGUCUGAGACUUGUGAUGAUGCAUAUAGAAAAUUAGUAGAAGUUGAACCACGUAGAUGGACACAGAGUCAAUGUCCAAUUAGACGUUAUGAGUUCCUAACUUCUAACUGUGCCGAAUCUUUCAACAGUCGACUGAGAUGGGCCAGGAGAUUGCCUAUAUGCACUUUGAUGGAAUUUGUGAGGUCAUUGAUUGGUCAUUGGGUUGUAGAGCGGCAUGGGAAAGCAUUGUCAAUGACUCAUGAAUUGAUAGAUUAUGCAACCAAGAAGUUGGAAAGAUCACUAGAGGUAGGUCGAACGAUGCUAGUGGAAGCAAUUAAUUCAAUGAAAUUCAAGGUUAGUGAAGGCACAAAGCACUAUAUUGUGGAUCUCAAUGAAAGAAGUUGCUCAUGUAGAGAGUUUGACAUGGACUUCAUUCCUUGCUCUUAUGCAGCUGCAACAAUAAUGUAUGCAUUUACAUAA